Nerophis ophidion (straightnose pipefish) is the source of this 2576-nucleotide messenger RNA. Its product is annotated as gastrula zinc finger protein 5-1-like. The record is from RefSeq and is a predicted model, not a curated record. Gene Ontology annotation, molecular function: DNA-binding transcription factor activity, RNA polymerase II-specific; RNA polymerase II cis-regulatory region sequence-specific DNA binding. Gene Ontology annotation, biological process: regulation of transcription by RNA polymerase II. The coding region runs from base 311 to 2104 and encodes 597 amino acids. The transcript has 3 exons. Lineage: Eukaryota; Metazoa; Chordata; Actinopteri; Syngnathiformes; Syngnathidae.
GGCGAGGACAAAGCAAGAUGGCGUCUGACGGUGAAGACGUUAUUGCAGUCGUCACAGUUCAAUGUUCUUAAUCUAUGCCUCCAUGUACACAUAUAUGUCCUUUAUUACACUCUAGUAAAUAGAGUAAACAUCGUUAAUAACUGUUUGCAUCCGGUUAUAUUAGUCUGAGCGCACUUUGAUGCUUCUCGAGCUAGCUUAGCCUGCUAGUUAGCUUAGCUUGUUAGCUGCUAACAAAGAGAGGCGGAAGUGAUCAAAACACAUCACUAAGUAGAGAUCAAGUGUGAGUGUAAAGUGUUGUGAUUGUGUGAAAAUGUGCCAAAGAACCACAGCAGAGUACGAGGAGGAACUUUGUCCAACAAAAGAGGAGAAGGAGCGACAACAUGAAAAACAUCAAGUUGUGUUACACAGAACAGACAUCCGUCAGCUGAUUGGACACCAAGAAGAAUGUCUCCCUCAUCUGCAGGGGGACAGUUUCACUUUAGAGUAUCCACAGCCCUCACAUUUUAAAGGGGACAAGGAGUAUCCACAGCCCCCCUAUUUUAAAGAGGAAGAGAGGGGAGAUUUUCCUGUAGGGCAGGAGGAGGCUGAUGUCAGCAAGUUUCCACUGACUGUUGUCUCUGUGAAGACUGAAGAGCAUGAAGACAAACCACCUGAGUCCUCACAGCUUCAUCACAGUCCAAACGUUGAAGAAGAACCUCUACCCCAUGAGCAGGAGAAGGAACCACAGUCCCCCAACAUACGCGAGAAAGAAGAGGUACCACAUUCCCAGCACAGCAAAGAGGGAGGAGAGGAGCCACAUCCCCCCCACAUUAAAGAGGAAGGCGAGACGCCACAGACCCAUAAUGUUAAACUGACCCUUCACAUUAAAGGGCAAGCGGAGGACCCACUGAUCUUACACAUCAAAAAUGAAGAGGUGGACCCACUGACCCCUCACUUUAAGGAGCAAGAGAACCUGCUGACCGCUCACAUUAAAAAGGAAGAGGAGGACCCACUGACCCCCUACUUUAAAGAGGAAGAGGAGGACCAAGAGGCGCCGCACAUUAAAGAGGAAGAGGAGGACCAAGAGGUGCCGCACAUUAAAGAGGAAGAGGAGGACCAAGAGCCGCCGCACAUUAAAGAGGAAGAGGAGGAAGAGGGCAUCAGUCAGCCUAAAUGGUUGGAGGAGUUCCCAGUGACUGGUGUCCCUGUGAAGAGUGAAGAUGAUGAGGUGAAAGGUGAAAGUGAGGAGAGGGGAGGGGGGGAGCCUCCAAGCAGCAGCUCAACACAACACAUGACAACAGAAGCUGAUGGAGACCACUGUGGAGGAUCACAAGCAGACAAGCUCUUAGCUCCACUAUCAGAUAGUGAGGACACAACGUCACACUCUCCUGACACUGAUGAUGAAGACUCUAAAGAUGAUAAGACAUGUCACACUGACAACACUCACUUCACAUGUUCUCACUGUCACAAAACCUUUAAAUACCAUAGUUCUCUGAAAUUACACAUAAGAUCACACACUGGAGAAAAACCUUUUUCUUGUUCACUCUGUAGUAAAGGUUUUACACAACGUCAGAAUUUGAAAGUACACAUGAGAACACACACUGGUGAAAAAACUUUUUCCUGUACAAUCUGUAGUGAAGGUUUUGUAGAAAGUCGCAAUUUGAAAAAACACAUGAGGACACACACUGGAGAAAGACCUUUUGUUUGUUCAACCUGUGGUAAAGGUUUGGCAGACAGUAACAAUUUGAAAAGACACAUGAGAACACACACUGGUGAAAAGCCUUUUUUCUGUUCAACCUGUGGUAAAGGUUUUGCACAAAGUCAGGAUGUGAAAAGACACAUGAGAACACACACUGGUGAAAAAGCUUUUUCCUGUUCGAUCUGUGGUAAAGGUUUUACAAGAAGUACAGAUGUGAAAAGACACAUGAAAACACACACUGGUAAAAAAUCACAUUCCUGUUCAAUCUGCAACAGAAUCUUUUGUCGACGACCAAACCUUGUAGCACACAUGAGAAAACACCCAGGAGAGAAAGUGUUGAGUUGCAGUGUGUGUGGUGAAAGAUUGUCUUCUAAGUACCAGUGUAAGAAACACAAGUGUGCUGGUGAGAACAGCAGCAGCAAAUGAAACUGCAGGAUUUGAAAUAAACUGUCCAGACUUUCAUUUUGACUUUCUAACAACAUCAGCACAUAUAACAUGUGUGACAUUGUUGUUUGUCUAACAAUCUGUUUAAUAUGAUCUUUACAUUUAUAGAUUACAUAGUUUGAAAUAUAAAAUUAUUACUUAUUUGUACUUGUAAUUGUUAAUAAUCCCAUAGAUUAUCACCUUUAUAUGAUAUACAUAUGUACUGGUUCACAUCUGAAACAUCUUCUGGACCACUUCAGGAAGCAUAUUAUUAUUUACUUUAUACAUCAUUUAAACAGUUGUCUUUUAUACAAUUUUAAAAUGUGUGAUUUUAUGAAUCAUUUGUUGGGAAUCUGUAAUCCAUUUUAUUAUUAUCUUUAUUACUCUCUUUUGUAUUAUGAUAAUUGUGUUGUGAUUAUUUUAAAUGUAUGUCCCCAGACCUUUAUGCAAUAAAAAGUGAGAGAAAAUGUCUGAA